Molecule: messenger RNA, 2940 nt
Organism: Polypterus senegalus (gray bichir)
Lineage: Eukaryota; Metazoa; Chordata; Cladistia; Polypteriformes; Polypteridae
Gene: abi1a
Product: abl-interactor 1a
Exons: 12
Coding region: 133-1713 (526 amino acids)
Cellular component (GO): lamellipodium; intracellular anatomical structure
Molecular function (GO): SH3 domain binding
Source: RefSeq, a predicted model, not a curated record
GGGCGGAGGAGCGGCUUGUCUUGUGGGGCUGUGCUUGUUUCGCUCUCUCUCUCUCUCUCACAGACUGUGACUGAGCGUGUGUGUUAAUCAAAGGGAAGGAGGAGAAGAAGAAAUGUAGAGAGGGGAUGUAAGAUGGCAGAACUGCAAAUGUUGUUAGAGGAGGAAAUCCCAGCAGGAAAAAGAGCUCUGAUCGAGAGCUAUCAGAACCUGACGAGGGUAGCAGAUUACUGUGAAAACAACUAUGUCCAGGCACAAGAUAAAAGGAAAGCUCUUGAAGAAACCAAAGCCUACACAACCCAGUCUCUUGCUAGUGUUGCCUACCAGAUUAAUGCAUUGGCCAACAAUGUACUCCAGCUGCUGGAUAUCCAAGCAUCCCAACUGCGGAGAAUGGAAUCUUCCAUCAACCACAUCUCACAGACUGUCGAUAUACACAAAGAAAAAGUGGCCAGAAGAGAAAUUGGCAUUUUGACAACCAACAAGAACACAUCGAGGACUCAUAAAAUAAUAGCACCAGCCAACAUGGAACGGCCAGUGAGGUACAUUCGGAAACCAAUAGAUUACACAGUACUGGAUGAUGUGGGCCAUGGUGUUAAGUGGCUAAAAGCCAAGCAUGGGAACAAUCAACCAGUGCGAGCUGGUACACUGUCGAGGACCAAUCCACCAACACAGAAGCCCCCAAGCCCUCCGACUUCUGGACGUGGGACUUUGGGUCGAAAUACACCUUACAAAACUUUGGAACCUGUCAAGCCACCUGUGGUUCCCAAUGACUACAUGACUAGCCCAGCCAGACUAGGUAGCCAACACAGUCCUGGAAGAACAGCUUCUCUCAACCAAAGACCAAGAACUCACAGCGGCAGCAGUGGUGGAAGUGGUAGCAGAGAAAACAGUGGCAGCAGCAGUAUUGGCAUUCCUAUCGCUGUGCCUACACCUUCUCCUCCUGUGCUGGCACCAGCAUCGCCUAUUCCUCCUCCUCCUGGAGCCCCGGCUCCUCCCCCACCACCACCGCCACCACCACCCUUGCCCCAGUCUUUUGGCCCAGGCCAUUUGUUGAUGUCGACAUCUGUAGUCCCUGUUCCGGGUCCAGCUCCUGUUUCCGGUCCUGUUCCUGGUUCUCAGUUUGGCACGAUGACCCGCCAGAUCUCCCGGCACAAUUCCACCACCUCUUCAGGGUCUUCAACAGGCUACAGGCGAACUCCUUCAGUUGCUUCCCAGUUUUCUGUGCAGCCCCAUCUUAAUGGUGGGCCUCUGUACCCUCCAAACCCAAUGUCUGUUGCCCCUCCUCCCCCUCCAAUGCCUCAGCUGACUCCACAGAUCCCUCUGACAGGCUUUGUGGCCAGGGUGCAAGAAAACAUUGCCGACAGCCCCACACCUCCACCGCCUCCACCCCCUGAGGACAUGCCAAUGUUUGAUGACUCGCCACCCCCUCCGCCACCACCCCCCAUUGACUACGAAGAUGAGGAGGCGGCUGUGGUCCAGUACAAUGACCCCUAUGCUGAUGGUGAUCCCUCCUGGGCACCCAAGAGCUACAUUGAGAAAGUUGUUGCCAUCUAUGACUACAUAAAGGACAAGGAUGAUGAGCUGUCCUUCAUGGAAGGUGCAAUCAUAUACAUCAUCAAGAAGAACGACGACGGCUGGUAUGAGGGAGUCUGCAAUGGAGUGACUGGCUUGUUCCCUGGAAAUUACGUCGAAACCAUCAUGCAUUACGCAGAUUAAGGUGGUUUUCUAGUGGGACUUUAUAUUUAUUCAGUCAUAUCUAUAAAUGAAAAUGGAAUAAAUAAAAAGCUUAGCUACAGUAAGUGCAUUAGGGUAUGACAGAAUGUUCUUUUAAAAUUGCAAAUAAAGCAUCUACUUAUUUUUGGGAGGGUUUGGGGAACACGUGGUAUGAUUCCGUAUCGGUAAACCUCGCUUACUUCAAACGUGUCCCAAUGGUUUCAAACCAGGCGUCGUCAUCGUAAUCCACUGCUGUACACCUUAGGAGCAGCUACUGUCGAUGGUGUGUUUCUUUGGAGCGCGUCUUACAAAUCAUGAUGAGCUAGGUCAUAAGUGCAUACCGUAUGUAAAGUUGGGAUGUGUUUUAUAAAUCAGGUUUUAAAUUCUUCUUUUUUUUUUUUUUGUUUUUUCUUCUUUCCGGUGUACACUGGUAACCGGCUGCUCGGCUAAUGGCGCUGGAGGAGCCAGCCGUUACUUCAGAAAUAUACUUAUAGCAUGCAUACAGACGAGAAUUUAUUGUAAUCUGUCCUAGUUGGGGUUUUUUUUUUUUUGGUUGUUUCUUUUUAAAUUCUCAGUUUUUUGGUUUGUUGUAAUAUAUAAAGUGACUGCUCGCACUAGAUUAUUUUGGUUUUCUACUUUUGGUUUUUUUUUCCUCUUUCCGAGAAUGAAAUGUAAAAAGCAUUUAAGUGGACUUGUUUAACUGUCUUCAAUUAAAAGGCCUCUUAUAUUUGAAAUCAUCACAUUUAGCAAAAUGAAUGUUACGUAAGUCUGUGGUUACACAUUCAGUUUGCCUUUAACAAAGAUUUGGAUUUUUCUGAAAAGUUAACUCUGCUGCUGCUGCUAAUGUUUAGAAGAAGAAAAAGGGCAAAAAUGACAGAACUAACGUGUUUAUCCGUGUAAUUCGUUUACUAAGCCGCUAAGCGUCCAAUCGAGUUUGACAGGCUGAAUCAAAGCAUGUUUGAUACAUCAUCACAGUUACGGACCACAAAUGGAGAGUCCACCCAAAAAGCCAAACGUUUGCUCGGCCUCGUCUUACCGAUCACAUUCGACUUUUUCCGCCAUCGACUUUUGCGUUGCGGUAGUGUUGGGUCGAGAAACGGCCGAUGAAAAUGUUAAAACAUAAGUUAACAACACUCUUGCACUGGAAGCAUUCAUUGAGUUGUGCCAAAAUUAGGGUCAAAGGGGGCCAAAACAAAAAACAAUUUGUAUUGAUUUUAUAUAUAUAUAUAU